Molecule: messenger RNA, 2479 nt
Organism: Ruditapes philippinarum (Manila clam)
Lineage: Eukaryota; Metazoa; Mollusca; Bivalvia; Venerida; Veneridae
Exons: 1
Coding region: 1021-2076 (351 amino acids)
Source: RefSeq, a predicted model, not a curated record
CAUCCAAUAAUACAAGACAGCUGUAACACCAAAAGCAACAAGAGAAAAUAAUGCCUAUACCAGCCUAAUGCUUGUGUGUGUGUGUGUGCAAUAAUUGAAUUUGCUUGGACCAUUAAUGAUGUUCUAAAAGUUUAUAAAGAGAGGAAGUAUCCAUUCGGUACUUAAUGGAAUGUGAAUGCACAAUACUGGAGGAGAUAUAUGGUAAUAUUUUAACGGAUUCUUAUAAAAAAUAUAUCAGAAGAAGCGGAGAUCGGGCUGUCCACAAUGUCUUCUCAACAAGUAAUAUUUAUACUAGAUAUUGGAUAUUUUUAGUACGCUAAGAAAUUAUGGAUAAUCCCGGAUAAAAACAAUUAUUGUGAUCUGAUACGUGGUAGCUAAGGAGAUUUCCACAUAAAAUGAGCAGUAAAAUAAAUGUUGUUUUCUUCAGUUGAAGAUAUCCAGACUAAAAUUGAAUUAUGUAAUCAACAAAAUGUGGAAUUGUUGUACAAGAAAUUUUACGACAAGAAUAUGACAAUUUCGUGCAUAGAAAAAAGUAUGUUUACAAAAACACUACAAAUUAAAGCAUUGAAGGGAAUAAAGAGUGUUUUUGGUAUAACUGUAUUGUAUAAUGGAGACGAACAAGUGUCACAAGGAGUUUAUUAAAAUAAAAUCAUGUUGCAGUUAUUUCAACAAAUAUUUCAACAAAUUUGAUAAUUAUUUGAAUUGUUCAAAUAGCUAAAUAAAAUGGGGUCCGACAUCAUAUUGAACAUAAGUGUUUUAUUAGGAAAGUCAAUGUUCUUAAGUUUUAUCAACGUCUGGAAGAGUGUAAAUGCAACUACAAGAAAGUUCUGCACGUGAGAAGGUAAUUUUACCUGCACAAUUCAAUUUAUAAAACAAAGGAAACAACUCUAACAACUUAGUAUGAGCCUGACACCGUCCUCGUUAUAUACAGUGUGUCGUUGUUUACGGUAUGCUCGCCAUUUUUGUUGCAAAGCAAGUUACGUUUUAAAAAAUUUGUAGUGUUAGUUCAGAAAAAAAAUUAUGCAAGCAAGAAAGAAUCGUUUACAGUUGCCUUUUGUUAUCUGUGUGAGUUUUGUUUGUGUGGCGUAUUUUGUGUUUGCAUUGUGUACGAGCCAUUUCGAUCUGGAGAAGAAUAAUGAGCUAGCUGUUGAAGCUAAUAUCAAUCAAAACUAUCCAAAUAUCCGCCAGUUCAUCUUACAUUAUUGGCCGACUAGAAACAUUGGUAACACAGAGACAACGUUCUAUGAAAUGAAAUACGGACAGUCAAUAUUUUAUGAGAAAUUACCCUCUUGGGAUUAUAGAAACUUAUUAAAACAGACGCACGUGGCUCGAUAUAAAGCAUUUGAUCAGAGAAUAACUGGAUGUGAUUAUAAAGAAUUUGUUGAUAUUUUGGAACAGUUUAAAGCAUUGAGUGAUAUGAACAAUUUAACAUUUAUGUUGUACGGUGGGUCACUGCUUGGGUCGUUCCGACAUUUCGGUGUGAUACCAUGGGAUGACGACAUUGACGUCUUUAUGAACACGUCUGAUAAACAACGACUAUUGAAGGUGCUGGUAAAUACGUCUAAAUAUGCAAUACACUCGCCAUCAGAUAGGCAGUGGAAAUUUUACAAGAAACGAAAAAUUAACACAUAUAAUUGUACCGAUAAUUCCGAAGGGAAAAUGUAUGCAAAGCACAUAACAUGGCCAUAUGUAGAUAUUUUCUUUUUCUUGGAGAAUGAUACGCAUAUUUGGGACGAAAACUCGAUGUACAGCUCAACUUACAUUUUUCACAAGAAAGACAUAUUUCCCCUGACUUUUGGCUUAUUUGAACAUUUGAUUGUACACGUGCCAAGGUGCACGGAAAACGUAUUAUCAAAGACAUACAACAUUGAACUAUGUGUAACGUCAGUCUACUCGCAUAAGUAUGAGACGCAAAGUACGUCAUCACAGCUUAGUCUACCGUGCAAGCGUCUCUAUAACUUCUUCCCCUUUGUGUUUGGAGCAGUUACAGGGCGUAUUGUAUACCGGAAACUGGUGAUAAAUGGGAAAGUCCUGUACGGAACUAUAUCAAACAAUAUGGCAUGUUUGAAAACUUGACCACGUUUGAAAAUGACGUCAUAAUAGGCCAGGUCAACAUUAUUUACUAAACAAGACCGAACUUCGUUCAGAAAACAGAAUCGUAUAGUUUAUAAUUUUGAUGAUAUGCACGUGUCUUAUGUGAAUUUUUAAUAUUUUGAAAUGCUUUUCUUUGGUUCACUUGACAUUUAUUAGAUUUUAGAAUAUUAUGAUAACCAUGCGUAAUUGUAUAAGACGAAUUUAUCACAUUGUUUUUUUUUCAUGAAUGCGCUUGACAUAAAAGAAAACGUACAUUGUAUUUGAUUGUUCUCCAAGAGACUGCAUGUGUCUUUAUUAUUCGUUAUUUCCAUUGUUCGCUUUAUCUUGUGCUGAAAAAAACAUCCGAAUAAACUGUUCAUUUUAUUGAUUUACCAAUAAAAUUUAC